CAGACGUUCAGUUAUGCGACGGCCGGACGUCGCUAGGGUUUGACUCUGCAGAAAAGAUGGAAAAAAAGACUGAUAAAGACAGCUCAUCCGACGAUGCGCUCGUCAAAAUUCUGUCGGGGCCAACCGGAAACUCCCGCAGACGCAGACUUUCCUGGUACUAUGCGCCCUCCUUUCUGCUCCUUUGGGUGGCGCUCUUCUAUGCCAUCGUGAUCCCGCUCUAUAAUCGACUGCCAGACAGAGUGACUGUUGCCGACGAAUCCCAGAAACCAGGACAGUUUGUGGCGGAGAGAGCCCAGAGACAGCUCUACGACUUCGAUCGCAUCGGACCCAAAGUGGUUGGCAGCAUAGCCAACGAAGUGACAACGGUUGCUUUUCUCGUGAACGAGGCGGAAAAGAUACGUGCCGAAAUGCGCAGCGAUCUCUACGAGUUGGAGGUGGAUGUGCAGGCGCCUUCAGGUGGCUACGUGUUCAUCGACAUGGUUAACAUGUAUCAAGGCAUUCAUAACGUUGUCGUGAAACUGAGUGCCAAAAGCUCCCAGAGUGAAUCGUAUCUCCUGCUCAACAGCCACUUCGACUCGAAACCGAGCAGUCCAGGUUCCGGCGACGAUGGCACCAUGGUGGUGGUCAUGCUGGAGGUGCUGCGUCAAAUGGCUAUAUCGGAGACGCCCUUCGAACAUCCCAUAGUCUUUUUGUUUAACGGCGCCGAGGAGAAUCCCCUGCAAGGCUCGCAUGGCUUCAUCACCCAACACAAGUGGGCCAAGAACGUCAAGGCUUUCAUCAACCUAGAAGUGGGUGGCAGUGGGGGCCGGGAACUUCUUUUCCAGAGUGGUCCCAACAAUCCGUGGCUAAUGAAGUACUAUAGAACCCAUGCCUUGCACCCAUUUGCCACAACCAUGGCUGAGGAGAUCUUUCAGAGUGGAAUUUUGCCAUCUGAUUCAGAUUUCCGAAUUUUCCGUGACUAUGGAGAUGUUCCUGGCCUCGACAUUGCCCAAGUUAGCAACGGUUACGUGUACCACACCGUCUUCGACACUUUUGAGGCCGUUCCUGGACGUUCUGUGCAGAACACAGGUGAAAAUAUUCUCGCCCUAGUGCGCGCCUACACCAAUGCAACCGAAAUGAGUAACCCAGAGGAAUAUGAUGAAGGGCAUGCCGUAUUCUUCGACUUCUUAGGUCUAUUUUUUGUGUAUUACACCGAGACCACUGGAAUAGUACUAAACUGUGUCAUUGCCGUGAUCAGCCUGGGUCUAGUCGCAGUUUCCUUGUGGAGAAUGGCCCGCGCGUCUGAGGUGACAGCUGGUCAGAUAUCCAUUUGGUUCGGCAUCAUCCUGGGGCUCCAUGUGGUGGGCUUCGCACUCUGCCUUGGGCUGCCCCUGCUCAUGGCCGUACUGUUCGACGCCGGCGAUCGAUCUUUGACCUACUUCAGCAGCAACUGGCUGGUUAUUGGCCUCUAUGUGUGCCCGGCAGUCAUUGGUCUGGUGCUUCCCCUGACCCUCUACUACACGCUCAAGCCAAACGGACAGUUAAGCCAUGCCUACCAUCUGCACAUGAGUUUACACGCUCAUUGCGUUAUCCUGGCCUUCUUGGCCAUCGUCUUGACUUCUGUUAGUCUGCGCACUCCGUACCUGUGCCUGUUGUCGAUGAUCUUCUACUCGGCCUCGCUGCUGGUGAACCUGUUGAGCACUCUGCAUGACCGUGGCUACUACUGGACCAUUACCGUGCAGUGCCUUCAGCUGCUACCGUUUUGCUACUUCUGCUAUCUCUUCUACACCUUCCUCGUAAUAUUCUUUCCUGUCCUGGGCCGCAAUAAUAGCGGCACAAAUCCUGACUUGAUCAUAGCCCUUAUCUGUGCCCUCUGCACCUUCUUUGCCCUGGGCUUUGUGGUGCAAUUUAUUAACAUGUUCCGCUGGCCAAAGCUCAUAUUGCUCGGACUGGGGGUGGUCACUUUCAUAUUCUGCAUGAUCGCUGUCUCGGAUGUCGGUUUUCCCUACCGCCCCAAGACCAAUGUAAUGCGGGUAAACUUCUUGCACACACGCCGCUUUUUCUAUGAGCAAGAUGGCUCAGUGAGUCACAAUGAUUCUGGGUACUAUUUCGACUAUCAGGAUCGUCGAGAACUCAAUCCUCUGAAGGACUCCUCCGUCAACCUAAGUGGUCUGGCUCGAGUGGAGCCUGACUGCGAGAAGUACGUUAUGUGCGGCAUUCCGUGCUUCUACUACAGCUGGUGCAGUCAGCGUACGAGGGCUGGUUGGCUGCCGCGCGAGACGGAAGUGGUUCUGCCCGAGGUGGAGCUUAAGUUUGAGCUUCUGGGGAAGAGUGUCUCAGAGUCCGACAGAACGGUACGUUUUGACUACGAGCUGGCGGGGCCGCCCCACAUGAACGUGUUUGUCCAACCACUGGGAGGGGCAAAGGUUGAGGACUGGUCCUUCGUCAGAACAAUGCUGGACGAACCCGAAGAGUUCUCGGCUCCGUACCAGAUAUUCUUCUCCUACGGAAAGGAUGACUCUCCGUUAAAAUUUUACAUCCUAUUAUCGAAAUCCGAUGGAGAUUUCGAAAGCCCCACCCUCGAGCUAGGGAUUGUGGGACACUACGUGAGCUAUGAUUAUGAGAGGGAUCCAGAGGCUCUGCAGUUCAUUAAAAGCUUCCCCGACUACGUCCAUGUCAUGGAGUGGCCAUCGAUAUUUAAGCGUUAUAUAUAUUAGACCUAUCAUAGCUAUAAGUGUGCCAAUGCCCGUACCCAUACUCAUACCACUCGAAACAUUUCCACAAUAAAACGCGAUCCAUAACCUGCCUGAAA
This is a messenger RNA of Drosophila persimilis, 2791 nucleotides long. Its product is annotated as endoplasmic reticulum metallopeptidase 1. Lineage: Eukaryota; Metazoa; Arthropoda; Insecta; Diptera; Drosophilidae. Gene Ontology annotation, biological process: proteolysis. Gene Ontology annotation, molecular function: metalloexopeptidase activity. The record is from RefSeq and is a predicted model, not a curated record. The coding region runs from base 57 to 2696 and encodes 879 amino acids. The transcript is spliced from 12 exons.